Messenger RNA from Cladocopium goreaui, 498 nucleotides. NCBI's taxonomy places the organism in Eukaryota, Dinophyceae, Suessiales, Symbiodiniaceae. The record is from the annotation of a GenBank genome assembly.
CUCUCCAGCGUCCGGCCGCCGUUUUAUUUGCCUGUUGGGCAUCCUGAUCGCUUUCGACGAGGUUGGCGCGUUAUGAGUUUCUGGGGGUGUACCCUGAAACCAGGGGGCAAGUAUCAACUGAAGGAAGAUUCUGGCGGAGACGUCCUUCAUUUGUCCCAGGCAUGCUUGCACCAGCCCCAAGGCGGCAAGAACUUCCUUCAGGUGAUUGAAGGUAGCAACACCUAUGCUAUUGCUUGUCUACAAAAGGACAAGAGUGAGUUCGCGUCCUUUGACCUGUUUUUCAAGACUGGCUCGUGUAGCUUUCACAACAAGGGCACCAGCGAAAUUCACCUCACCGGCUACUUUGAGCCGGAUGGCAUGCCCGAUGAUCUGGAAGACGAAGAAUCCGAAGAGGAAGAGGAAGAGGAGGAGGAGGUGGAGCCGACACCUAAGAAGCAAAAGAAAAAAUGAGCCGACUUUGCUGAGGGGGAACUUUUUGGAAAAAUGCGGGAAGUGUCC